Molecule: messenger RNA, 1546 nt
Organism: Hypoxylon trugodes
Lineage: Eukaryota; Fungi; Ascomycota; Sordariomycetes; Xylariales; Hypoxylaceae
Exons: 7
Coding region: 105-1436 (443 amino acids)
Molecular function (GO): oxidoreductase activity
Source: RefSeq, a predicted model, not a curated record
UUAUCGCAUUUUGGAAUUUCCGGUAAGCACGGCAACUACUUGAUAAAUAAAGUCUUAUUAAGUGUCUUAUAUUCACAUUACGAUUUAUUGUAGGCAUUCAUGGCAUGCCCUACGCUCCGUAUAACGGAGUCGGGCCGGUUCCCGGGGGCUCGGGUGCUGGGUUUUGCCCGCACGGUGAAUCACAGUUCGUAGCAUGGCAUCGUCCAUAUGUAGCUCUAUACGAGCAAAUACUCGGGGCGCAGGUUCAGCGCAUUGCCGCGUCGUAUAACAGCUCUCAGAAUAGCUCUGCAUACCGAGAAGCUGGAGAAAUUUUUCGCCUGCCGUACUGGGACUGGGCUGCGAAUCCCCAGCUACCACCAUCAUGUACACAAGAAAAUAUCACAAUCAACGGCCCACGCGGACCCCUCACUCUUCGUAGCCCCCUAUAUAACUAUCGGUUCUCUGGAUCACGAAAGGGCUGGCCCACGGAGACGACACGUGCGUCGGACGGGAAAUCGAAUUCCAAUCCUGAUGUAGUCAACGCGAACCUAGCGGCUGUGGCAGACCAGCUGAAAUACCAAGUUUACCGCACAUUCACGUACGCUGAGACCUACGACCAGAUGUCAUCCACGGCAAAUUUAGCUGGGGUUAGUCUUGAGGCGUCGCAUAAUAUCGUACAUAAUGCUGUCGGGGGCACGUUUGCGAGUUUGGACUUGACUGCUUUUGAUGCGCUUUUUAUGCUCCACCACGCGAACCUCGACCGUCUGGCUGCUCUGUGGGCUGCCCUUCACCCCGGCGCAGCGUGUCAAUCCGAAUGGUACGCGAGCCCAGGCCUAUAUAGCACCGCCCGCGGCGAAAACAUCACAGCAUCUAGCCCGACAAAGCCGUUCUACCAAGCCGACAAGCGAUCCUUCCAUACUGGUAUAACCGCCGCCUCGCUCAAGCCGUUUGGAUACACCUACCCCGAGCUUAAUGAUAUAGGUAGAAUCAUUCCAAGGAUCAAUGAACUUUACGGUGACACGGGAUUACUUAGUGGUUGCGGAAAAGGGGGAGGAGAGAAACGAGAUUGGUUCGUCCAAAUCACGGUUAAUCGUUCCGAUCUGGAUUUGCCGUGUAAUAUCGAUGUCGUUUCGGGGGACAUGUUCGCUGGGCGUAUGGCGCUGCUCAAUAUGCCGAAGGAAGGGCUAGCCCAUGCUACUAUUCCUCUACAAAAAGUGGUCGCUACUCUCGGUUCGAAUACCACAGGGAUCGAAGCUACUCUAAGAGAAUGGAUCAGGGUUGAAGUUCGGGAGGUUAAUGGAUCAACAAUUGACAUCUCCAAUAUCACGAACCUGAACGUCUAUCUCGUGGCUAUAGAUGUCACACCUCGCCGUAACGAGUCCGAAUUUCCGAAAUACAGAAGUAGAAGUAUGUAUACGAAGACUGUGCUUGAUCGAGGGCGCAGUGAUAAUGGUUGAAGUAUUCAGGAUGUUUAUAAAAAUCGUCAGCAUAGUGUAUGGUUUUUUAUACAGAAAUUAGAUUUCUAUUGUAUUCAAAGUUAUUCAAUCGAAGUCAUUCAAUAUUCAAU